AGUUGCAGAGAGCUCCCCCACGUCACAGCCCAACACUGAGGCAGAUUCAGCUGACUCCUCUCCAAGUGGACCUGCCAUCCUCAUCACAGCUCCAUCGCGAGAAGACAUCUACGCCUCACCGUCCAACAUGACUAUAGCUGAUGCCAUUAAAGAGCGGAGGCCUUCUUCCACACCCUUUGUAGUGGGGAAGAAGUUCAUGACCAGACAGUAACUCAACAUGUCCUGCCACAGAAGGAUUAGGAAGAAUCAUUGCCCAUACCCUGACCCAGAGAGACUACAACCCAGUUAAAUCUGGGAUCCCGCUGCUUCAAGUUUGACCGUUCUUUUAAAAACUUCUCUCUGUCUUCCAAUAAGGACUGAAAUGGACUUCACGAGUUGCAGAACCACAGAAGCAAUGUGUUUCCAUCGUAGACCAGUGUGGUCCCUGCUGACACUCCAGCAAAGCGCUCAGUCUUCCUGACUUCCUGUUGGUGGCCCCAAACAAAACACAAUGGCGGCGCCCAGCGGAGCCAGCUGCUGCGUGUAGAGUUAAAGCCAUAACGGGCGUUACUCUCAUCUUCUGAGGCUGAACACGACCUUAAAUUAAAGAAUGGAAACCGUAGGAGAGGACGAACCGGACCCUAUAAAGCUCAAAUCCAUCAAGAACAAUAAAAUAUUCACAGUGCCUCAAAAUGAAAGGUUUGGGAGCUGCAGAAGUGUCAGAGAGUUUGAGAAACUCAACCGCAUAGGAGAAGGAACUUACGGCAUUGUGUACCGAGCUCGAGACACCAAGUCAUAUGAGAUUGUAGCAUUGAAGAAGGUUCGGAUGGACAAGGAGAAAGAUGGGAUCCCCAUCAGUAGCCUCAGAGAGAUCACACUGCUGCUGAGGUUGAGACAUCCCAACAUUGUGGAGCUGAAAGAAGUGGUUGUUGGCAGCCAACUGGAGAGUCUGUUUCUGGUGAUGAGUUACUGUGAACAGGACCUGGCCAGUCUGCUGGAAAACAUGCAGACACCUUUCUCUGAGGCUCAGGUAAAGUGCAUCGUCCUUCAGUUGCUCAGGGGCUUGGAGUAUCUCCACCACAACUUCAUUAUACACAGGGACCUGAAGGUGUCUAAUCUGCUGAUGACAGACAAAGGCUGCGUUAAGAUCGCUGAUUUUGGGUUGGCCAGGAUGUACGGCAUCCCCCAGCAGCCCAUGACGCCUAGAGUGGUCACACUGUGGUACAGAGCUCCAGAGCUCCUCCUAGGGACCAAGACCCAGACUACAGCUCUGGACAUGUGGGCUGUAGGCUGUAUCUUGGCUGAGCUGCUGGCUCACAAACCUCUGCUGCCCGGAACCUCUGAGAUCCAGCAGGUCGACCUGAUAGUUCAGCUUCUGGGAACACCCAAUGAGAACAUCUGGCCGGGUUUCUCUCAGCUGCCCCUCAUCGGUCAGUACAGUCUGAGGAAGCAGCCGUACAACAACCUGAAGAAUAAAUUCACCUGGCUGUCUGAUGCUGGACACAGACUGCUCAACCUGCUCUUCAUGUACAACCCACAGCGCAGAGCUACUGCCAAAGAUUGUUUGGAGAGUUCCUACUUCAAAGAGAAACCUCUACCCUGUGAACCGGAGCUGAUGCCAACCUUCCCCCACCAUCGCAACAAGCGGGCCGCUCCUCCGUCAGAGAGACAAUCGAAACGGAGCAAAGUGUGACGACGGCGGUAACAAUGGCGAGGCAUUUGACACAGAGACGACCCCGUGGCGGUUACAUUCUGGGGAAUUUGAGCUCCAAGGAUGAGGCGUUGGUUUCUUGUCAUACUGCGUUCGUGGAACGUGGAUCUGCUCAUAAAGAGGUUUUACUCUGGAAUUGUGAGCAAAUGCAAGCCCGUUCAAUUAGGAUCAGUUUCAACACGGCUCAAGCCAACAGACUCUGGCACACAUCAACAAAUUGCAGAGAUGAUGUCCUAAUUUAAAAAGGCUGUAACCACACAUUCUGCACUGUAGAUCCAGCUGUUUGCAGCACUGUGUACUGCUUAUAGGCUUAGGAAAAAGCUCUCCUGUUAGGUUUCUAAAGUAUUACUUAAUUUUCCUAUUGCUGCCAUGGUCUGCAGACUAAAUAGGGUGAAGGUAAUGAGGACAAAGUUGCCUUGAUAAAUAUGCCGAGGCAUUGUGUCCUUUCGUGUUGAAACCUUUUAGAUGUGCUAUUAUAACUGUGAUCCGUUUCGAAACUAUUAGAAGGCAUGACAAGUAGGAACUGAACCAACUUGCUUGAGCUCUGCCCGAAGUUACGCAGGUUCAGACCUCUGUUUUUUAAAACCAUAUUGGUGAAAAUUGAUGUAUUAGAAUCACCUCACAACCAUCAGUACGUCUGGAUAACCAGCUGUGUGUCUUGUCAAAGUGUCCUUGAGGUGAAAUACUGAACCCCUGUAAUCUGCUCACUUAUUAUUAGUUGUUAAAGGAAUAGUUUGACACUUUGGGAAA
Messenger RNA from Micropterus dolomieu (smallmouth bass), 2440 nucleotides. RefSeq names its product cyclin-dependent kinase 10 (gene cdk10). Gene Ontology annotation, cellular component: nucleus. NCBI's taxonomy places the organism in Eukaryota, Metazoa, Chordata, Actinopteri, Centrarchiformes, Centrarchidae. The coding region runs from base 590 to 1672 and encodes 360 amino acids. Gene Ontology annotation, molecular function: cyclin-dependent protein serine/threonine kinase activity; ATP binding. The record is from RefSeq and is a predicted model, not a curated record. Gene Ontology annotation, biological process: protein phosphorylation; regulation of mitotic cell cycle. The transcript has 15 exons.